AUUCUUACUGUGAAUCUGCGAUACAUGAACUUACAUACUACCUCCUCGUAUGCUAUUCUUACGUAUACACAUCUUAUUCGAUAGCAAGAUUAUUAUUACUCAUACAAUAACAGUUAUUAGUUAAUAUUAGUAUUGAUAUGACGGUAAUAAUGCAAUUAAACGGCGCUUGGUUCAUCAACGGGCACCGUACCGUAUUUAUAUCCAUUAUCCAUAUAAUAAUUAUAAUUAUGUACUCACCAUGGUAAAGUAUACGGUCCCACGCUAAUUAGGGAUAACCACCUAUCGUCGUGGCGCACGGUAAACGGUAACGGUGCAGCGCGCGCCAUAUUGCUGUCGUGUUAUAAUAUGGAAAGCCACAGCCCCGACCUUGACAUUUCAAAGUUUGACUCACAUCCGUUCCCAUUUGAAAUAUUAAAAAAGCAUCGGAAAAUCCCGGUAGUGCUCCCCAUAUGUCGUGUUCUACAGGAACCUACAUAUCUAUAUCUAUACACGCAUCCAUGUGCUGUUAUGUACCGAAAUUAAUAUUACUUCCGAUUACGUAGUAACAAAUCUAGUAUUUUUAUUAACGAUGGGCAUUGUUAUCAGUUAUGAACUUAUGAAUAUCAGUACGUAAUUUACAAUCUUGCAGUCCAGUGAAACUGCAAAACUAAUUAAUUUUAAUUUCCAAACGUAAGUAUCUAUGUUGCGAACACAAAGCCAAGAAUUUCAUUGUACCAAUCGUAAAAUAAACCUGUUAUGCGAGCGGCUUAUGGUUAGGUCUGGCCAUUCCUGUUGCCACUGUCUUGUCACCAAAUUGAUUGACUUGUAAUAAAUUUGCAAAAAUAACAGCUUUUGCUGGUUUCUUCAAAAUGUCACACCAUCAGGUAACUCUACUGCUUUCUCGUAGGCUGCCUUUUAUUACGCUAAAAACAUCGGUAAAUUAUGUUAGUUUAUAGAAGGUUGUCUUGCCAUUUACAAAAAAGGCCGCUCGUUAGUGAGAAUGUGUCGGCCACCCUUGGGCGUGAGCGCAAGUGUCAUUAAUUAUUUUUUAAUGUUUUGUUUUUCUGCCUUUUAUAAUUUUAUUAAUUUUCAGAUUUUGUGACAUUCUAAUUUUCGUUGAUUUCAUGGUCGAGAACCUUAUGGCUAGCUGGCUCUUCGGUGCUUUUGUGGCAGUGAUUGAGCUUAAUUUUAUUGUUUGAGCUGCCACUAGCUGCAUGCAAAAGGGUAAAUUAUAAACCUUUUGAAGUUUCAAGUAGUCUUCGCCUCUUCGUUCCGGUGGUACUCUGGUCCGCCAUGGAUCCAGACCUGAAAAUUGCUACGCACAACAGCAUUCCAAAUCAGGAGUAUGCACUUUAUGGGAGUGUGUUGGAGAGUGAAAUGGAAACUCUCCUGCAUAGGCUGCGCGGACUUUGCGGAACGAUGCCUGGCAAUGGCGAGCCGUUCGAGGAUCAUUGUGUUAUCUACAGUUUCAAGCACAUUUCUCCGCCAAUUUGCGUGCGCGCAGUGCGCCCGAUUCUUCUUCCCUCCGUUCCUUGGAGAUUCUUAUACUAUGGGGACCCUGGUACUUUGGAAGCUGGUCGUUCGCUGACGCAGCGCCAGAUAAUUGAUGCUUGCUGCUCUGUGCGUCUUCCAAAGUUCCUGGAAGAUGGUCUCGGUUUUACGGUGGAUUACGAAUACUUUUUCAAAGGUACAGCCUUCGCCAAAGGACGCGUCAAAAUUUUGGUUGGACGUGUUAUGAAGCCGGCAAGAGAUGCUACUGGAGGCGUGGAAAAAGGAGAGGCUAUUACAAAAUCGUUUUUGGUGGAAGUGUCUGCAGUUGCUUUUGGUGGCGCGGCGAAUGAACCGUCCGCCAACGAAGUUGUUCAGUUUGCCGAUCUUCUGCUUCCCAUUGUUAAACUGGAGCGGAUUGAUUUGAAGCGGUUUGCCUCGCAGAUUUGAUACCUCACUGCUUCGGUAUUGUCGGAAUUAUGAUCUCUGCUGAGCCUGCUCCGUGCUCUCCAUGUGACAGACUAGAUUUUUCUUUCUUACGGUUUUGAUGGUUGAUUUGCGCUUGUGAUAAUUUGAUGGCGACGCCUGCGCUGCCCAGUAAGACUAUUACCCUACCUACGAGUAGUGAUGUAUGCUAUACAGUUCUACUGUGCAAGUGUAAAAACUUGACUGGAACUGGAUGAUGUACACGUUUGCACUUAAGUAUGUACACUUCUACUGUCAGUGAAAUGCUUCCCUUUUUUCUGUACUCUUAUAGCAUAAUUCUCGCCUUUUACAUUGUUGAACUGAUUGAUACGGCUUGGUGCGCUAUUUUGUUGCCUUCUGUAAUAUAAAAUUCUAUUUUA
Molecule: messenger RNA, 2312 nt
Organism: Paramacrobiotus metropolitanus
Lineage: Eukaryota; Metazoa; Tardigrada; Eutardigrada; Parachela; Macrobiotidae
Product: mediator of RNA polymerase II transcription subunit 18-like
Exons: 8
Coding region: 1273-1917 (214 amino acids)
Biological process (GO): regulation of transcription by RNA polymerase II; termination of RNA polymerase II transcription
Cellular component (GO): mediator complex; core mediator complex
Molecular function (GO): transcription coregulator activity
Source: RefSeq, a predicted model, not a curated record